Bombyx mandarina (wild silkworm) is the source of this 395-nucleotide messenger RNA. RefSeq lists its product as uncharacterized. The record is from RefSeq and is a predicted model, not a curated record. Gene Ontology annotation, biological process: sensory perception of taste. Lineage: Eukaryota; Metazoa; Arthropoda; Insecta; Lepidoptera; Bombycidae. Gene Ontology annotation, cellular component: membrane.
UCCUACUAAACGCAGUAGCCAUAGCGAUGAUAAAUAUUUUGGUGACUUUGGAAAUUUCUUAUGGACAAACGAUGAAAUUUAUUAGGACAGCACCUCGUUAUCUGGAAACUGUCCUGCUGUUCUCGUCUGCGUUCGCGCCAGUGGUCGCGGCGGACAUGAUGGCGAGCGAGGCGCAGAAAAUAAAAGUCACUCUCAACAACAUUCUACAGACAGACGACUCCCUGCUGGAAGAUGAUCGUCGCAAAGUGAAACAGUUCGCGGGGUACGUCUCCGCUCGGCCGUUCCGGCUCCGCGCGUGUCGGGUGCUCUCGCUGGACUGCACACUCCCCGUGACCGUGCUCAGCAUCUGCGUCACCUACCUCAUCGUGGUCGUGCAGUUCACGCAUCUCUACUGA